Danio aesculapii is the source of this 3296-nucleotide messenger RNA. It is a transcript of the gene ngef, whose product is annotated as neuronal guanine nucleotide exchange factor. The record is from RefSeq and is a predicted model, not a curated record. Bases 152 to 2143 code for a protein of 663 amino acids. Lineage: Eukaryota; Metazoa; Chordata; Actinopteri; Cypriniformes; Danionidae. The transcript has 15 exons. Gene Ontology annotation, biological process: activation of GTPase activity. Gene Ontology annotation, molecular function: protein binding; guanyl-nucleotide exchange factor activity.
CCCUCUUCAGAGGGAAAUGGGGGCUUAAUAAACCUCAAGAGGUCCAGACCAAACCUCGGACGCCUGUGCCCCAACUGCCCAGCGAGGACGACGACGACGAAGACGACAGUCUUAGACCCCCGAUCCGCAGGAAUUCACGCUUUACCGCUCGAUGAGAAAGAAAAAGUUGCCUGGACCCUCAGAACAACAAGAAAGCCCCUCCUGCUCUCCGAAACCAACAGUAGACCCCGCCUCCUACAAUAGACUCAGCCCCGCUGCAGCAAACAGACUCGUACUCUCUCCCAGACUGCAAAAAAGUCCACCUUCACGCUCUGGAAUCUCGUUGCUCAGCAACGGGACUACAGUGCUGGGAGGAGUUCGCUCUCGCUCUCCGCUGGCGACGCCGGGAGAUUGGUCGCGUAGACCAGAAAUGGAGGAGCUGAGCGAACGGACGACCAGCGCCUGCACCAUGCAGGACAAUGACAAUCACAGCACUGCUGACCCAGACAAUAUCACACUCCGGCUGGUGAGGAAUGGUGACAGUCCGCAGAAGAUGGCAGUAGAGAAUUCCUGCCGCAAUCUCAACAUUAUGAAGAAUGUCGAUGUUUUGUAUCAGGAGUACCGCGACACCUCCAAGCAGCAGGAGAUCGAUCAGCGGCGGCAGAGAGAUGGUCUCCCCUCUGCAGGUUCAGGGGUCUCGGCUGCUCCUGCGCUGCAGCUCCAGCUGAGGAACAGCACUAACUCACUGAAUCUGUGGCAGAACCUGGAGGCUGUGAAGGACAGCGGACUGCUGAAGACACUGGAGCCCAAAGAGGUUAUACUGCAGGAGGCCAUGUUUGAACUGGUGACCUCUGAGGCUUCCUACUACAAAAGCCUGGAGCUUCUGGAGACACAUUUCCUCCGAAACCCUCUGCUUGUCAACACUUUGAGUCAGUCUGACAUGCACUUUCUGUUCUCCAACAUUGAGGACAUCAUGAAGGCAAGCGAAAAGUUUCUGAUGGAUCUGGAGCACCGGAUUGAAGAGUCCAUCCUGAUUUCAGACGUGUGUGACAUUGUUUAUCUCCACGCUGUUAACCAUUUCCAAGUCUUCAUCAGCUAUGUCAUCAACCAGGUCUACCAGGAGACCAACUACCGGCGGAUACUGCAAGAAAAUACUGCUUUUCGUGACAAUAUGGCCAUCUUGGAGAAUCAGCCCAAAGUGAAGGGCCUUUCAUUUACAUCCUUCCUCAUCCUCCCCUUCCAGCGAAUCACACGGCUCAAACUGCUUGUUCAGAAUAUUCUCAAGAGGGUGGAGGAAAAUUCUGACAAAGAAAAGACUGCAAUAUUAGCGCACCAAGAGCUGGAAAAGAUUGUAAAGCAGUGCAAUGAAGGAGUGAGGAAAAUGAGUCGCACUGAAGAGCUGAUCAGCAUCGAGAAAACACUUGAAUUCAAGUCAAAGUCAGUGCCGGUGAUUUCUCACUCUCGUUGGCUCUUGAAGAAGGGUGAAGUGCAGCAGAUGUCUGGACCCAAAAGCACUCGAACCAUGCGCAGCCGCAAGCUUUACCAUCCCAUUUACCUGUUCCUUUUCAACAACCUGCUGCUCAUCACCAAACGCAACUCCAGUGGAGAGAAAUUCCAGGUUCUGGACUCGUGCAGUCGCUCCAUGCUGAGGACUGAGGAUCUGGAGGAUCAGGGUCAGAUGCUGGCCUGUGUGUUUGUGCUGAAGCUGCUGGAGAAUCAAGAGGACAGAGAAGUCAGCUACAUGCUCAAGACUGAGAGCAUAAGCGAUAAACUGCGCUGGAUUUGUGCUUUGACUCCAAACCGCCGUACAAGAUUCCUCUCAACUAGCACUCAUGAACCAGAUUCUCCACAGGUUCAGUGUAUCCAGUCUUACUCCUCUCAGGAACCCGAUGAGCUUUCUGUAGAAAUGGCGGAUGUGCUGCACAUUCUGGAGUGGACAGACGAUGGCUGGAUACUGGGUGAGAGGCUUCACGAUGGAGAACGCGGCUGGUUCCCGAACCGGGUGGUGGAGCGGAUCAUGAGCGCAGAAGUGCGGGCUCAAAACCUGAAAGAGUGCCAGCGGAUCCAACAGGCGCAGGAAGGAGCGCAGGGUGCAAGAGGCACCUCCAGGGGGCGCGGGGCUGUCAGAAACUCCCAGUACAACGCCAGCUGGACUGAUCUGUAGAUACAAAGAGCAAGACAUGACAUCGCAUUAACACCACCAUUCAUUCUCCUAAAUCCAGACCCAGGAAAGCGACGGUACAUUAGUACGGUGGACCGCUUGUCAUUCAGUGUCCUGUGUUUUUUUUUUUUUGAGGACUCGACAGUGUCAUGGAAGAGCUCUUGCACUUUAAGCACUUGUGUUUUACGAAUCGCUGCUUCCAUACAGUCCUAACACGCUGUAAGCAUGAAGGAUUUCAACUUCCGCAGUCUCUCACACACAUAAAUACACACAGGGACUACUUUUUGAGGUGAAGGAAAAUAAAAGCUAUCGCUACAUGAGGACUUUUGUAAAGUCAUAAUGCUUCUCUCGGAAAAGGAAUGUAUUAAUGUGCAUGGUCACACCUUACUGACUAUACAGGUUUGUGUUUUUAAACUAACCUCUAAGGACAAUGAGGACGUACUGUACCGUGUGGAGCUCAUUCUCCUCCCAAUCCACAUGAAGAACAAAAACGAAAAUAAGCGCGAGUGAAAAUGAACUAAAUUAAUCUCAUUUUUGGAAAUAUGGAGGUAAAUCAUGCUGAUGAAGAACACCUAUAUUUCUUUUUCUGUGCACGUGCUGCAUGAAAGUGUGUGUACAGUCAGUCGCACACACGUUAAAUAAUGUUUUCAUACACAAACACACACUCUACACACACAGAAGAGCAAUGUCGUUGAACCAGUCUAACACCAAGCAGUGUCCUAACCAGUACGUUUCCAGCAAGCCAUUUGUCUGCUGUGAGAUAAAUCAUCUGUGAUGUGGUAUAAUGAUGAUUAAUAUCUCUGUUUUCAUACUGAGGAUGUCAUUUCUAAAGUCGUAUUAGUUUAAAAAUAGCAUGUUUUCAAUGCACAACCGAUUCAAAAUACAAGAUUGAAUUAAAACGAUCAUAUUUAAAGCUGAAGAAGCACAAGUUAUCACACUAUUGUGUUCAGAUGUGGGACAUAAUCUUGAUUUAGUUCAGUCUUUGGUCAAAUGCAUGACUAGUUAAUGGCUGAUAAGGAUCUAUUAACAGCAUCAAGAGUGAGCUGACUCGCCUUAAAAGGACAGCUCUCUUAAAAAGGAAAAUGCUGUUGUUUAAUCUCAUGUUGUAUUACCCUGCGAAUGUUUUUAGAUGAAUAAAGAGAAGAUUUUUACUUCA